Molecule: messenger RNA, 4234 nt
Organism: Nomascus leucogenys (northern white-cheeked gibbon)
Lineage: Eukaryota; Metazoa; Chordata; Mammalia; Primates; Hylobatidae
Gene: ACTN2
Product: actinin alpha 2
Biological process (GO): actin cytoskeleton organization; muscle cell development
Cellular component (GO): Z disc; cell junction; plasma membrane
Molecular function (GO): actin filament binding; calcium ion binding
Source: RefSeq, a predicted model, not a curated record
CGGCGCGGCUAUUAAGCCGCGCGGCAGCUGCUCGCAGCCGGAGCUGGUGCUUCGCCCGAGACCCAGCGCCCAGGCGUGUCGCCCCGAGAGGAGCCGCGCGAAGGUCACCCCGCGCCCGCCGCCCGCCGCCCGCUGCCCGCCGCCUCCGUGGGUCCGUUUGCCAGUCAGCCCGUGCGUCCGAGCCCCUCGCGCCCCGCCGCAGCCCCGGCCAACCGAGCGCCAUGAACCAGAUAGAGCCCGGCGUGCAGUACAACUACGUGUACGACGAGGAUGAGUACAUGAUCCAGGAGGAGGAGUGGGACCGCGACCUGCUCCUGGACCCGGCCUGGGAGAAGCAGCAGAGGAAGACCUUCACUGCCUGGUGUAACUCCCACCUAAGGAAAGCUGGCACCCAGAUUGAGAACAUUGAAGAAGACUUCAGGAAUGGCCUGAAGCUCAUGCUGCUUUUGGAAGUCAUCUCAGGGGAAAGGCUGCCCAAACCUGACCGGGGAAAAAUGCGGUUCCACAAAAUUGCUAAUGUCAACAAAGCUUUGGAUUACAUAGCCAGCAAAGGGGUGAAACUGGUGUCCAUCGGUGCUGAAGAAAUUGUUGAUGGCAACGUGAAAAUGACCCUGGGUAUGAUCUGGACCAUCAUCCUUCGCUUUGCUAUUCAGGAUAUUUCGGUUGAAGAAACAUCUGCCAAAGAAGGGCUGCUGCUUUGGUGUCAGAGGAAAACCGCUCCUUAUAGAAAUGUGAACAUUCAGAACUUCCAUACUAGCUGGAAAGAUGGCCUUGGACUCUGUGCCCUCAUCCACCGACACCGGCCUGACCUCAUUGACUACUCAAAGCUUAACAAGGAUGACCCCAUAGGAAACAUUAACCUGGCCAUGGAAAUCGCUGAGAAGCACCUGGAUAUUCCUAAAAUGUUGGAUGCUGAAGACAUCGUGAACACCCCUAAACCCGAUGAAAGAGCCAUCAUGACGUACGUCUCUUGCUUCUACCACGCUUUUGCGGGCGCGGAGCAGGCCGAGACAGCGGCUAACAGGAUAUGUAAGGUUCUUGCUGUGAAUCAAGAGAAUGAGAGGCUGAUGGAAGAAUAUGAGAGGCUAGCGAGUGAGCUUUUGGAAUGGAUUCGUCGCACAAUCCCCUGGCUGGAGAACCGGACUCCUGAGAAGACCAUGCAAGCCAUGCAGAAGAAGCUGGAGGACUUCCGGGAUUACCGCCGGAAGCACAAGCCGCCCAAGGUGCAGGAGAAAUGCCAGCUGGAGAUCAACUUCAACACGCUGCAGACCAAGCUGCGGAUCAGCAACCGGCCUGCCUUCAUGCCCUCCGAGGGCAAGAUGGUGUCGGAUAUUGCUGGUGCCUGGCAGAGGCUGGAGCAGGCUGAGAAGGGUUAUGAGGAGUGGUUGCUCAAUGAGAUUCGGAGACUGGAGCGCUUGGAACACCUGGCUGAGAAGUUCCGGCAGAAGGCCUCAACGCACGAGACUUGGGCUUAUGGCAAAGAGCAGAUCUUGCUGCAGAAGGAUUACGAGUCGGCGUCGCUGACAGAGGUGCGGGCUCUGCUGCGGAAGCACGAGGCGUUCGAGAGCGACCUGGCAGCGCACCAGGACCGCGUGGAGCAGAUCGCAGCCAUCGCGCAGGAGCUGAAUGAACUGGACUAUCACGACGCUGUGAAUGUCAAUGAUCGGUGCCAGAAAAUCUGUGACCAGUGGGACCGACUGGGAACGCUUACUCAGAAGAGGAGGGAAGCCCUGGAGAGAAUGGAGAAAUUGCUAGAAACCAUUGAUCAGCUUCACCUGGAGUUUGCCAAGAGGGCUGCUCCUUUCAACAACUGGAUGGAGGGCGCUAUGGAGGAUCUGCAAGAUAUGUUCAUUGUCCAUAGCAUUGAGGAGAUCCAGAGUCUGAUCACUGCGCAUGAGCAGUUCAAGGCCACACUGCCCGAGGCAGACGGAGAGCGGCAGUCCAUCAUGGCCAUCCAGAACGAGGUGGAGAAGGUGAUUCAGAGCUACAGCAUCAGAAUCAGCUCAAGCAACCCGUACAGCACUGUCACCAUGGAUGAGCUCCGGACCAAGUGGGACAAGGUGAAGCAACUCGUGCCCAUCCGCGAUCAGUCCCUGCAGGAGGAGCUGGCUCGCCAGCAUGCUAACGAGCGUCUGAGGCGCCAGUUUGCUGCACAAGCCAAUGCCAUUGGGCCCUGGAUCCAGAACAAGAUGGAGGAGAUUGCCCGGAGCUCCAUCCAGAUCACAGGAGCCCUGGAAGACCAGAUGAAUCAGCUGAAGCAGUACGAGCACAAUAUCAUCAACUACAAGAACAACAUCGACAAGCUGGAGGGAGACCAUCAGCUCAUCCAGGAGGCCCUCGUCUUUGACAACAAGCACACGAACUACACGAUGGAGCACAUUCGUGUUGGAUGGGAGCUGCUGCUGACAACCAUCGCCAGAACCAUCAAUGAGGUGGAGACUCAGAUCCUGACGAGAGACGCAAAGGGCAUCACCCAGGAGCAGAUGAAUGAGUUCAGAGCCUCCUUCAACCACUUUGACAGGAGGAAGAAUGGCCUGAUGGAUCAUGAGGAUUUCAGAGCCUGCCUGAUUUCCAUGGGUUAUGACCUGGGUGAAGCCGAAUUUGCCCGCAUUAUGACCCUGGUAGAUCCCAACGGGCAAGGCACCGUCACCUUCCAAUCCUUCAUCGACUUCAUGACUAGAGAGACGGCUGACACCGACACCGCCGAGCAGGUCAUCGCCUCCUUCCGGAUCCUGGCUUCUGAUAAGCCGUACAUCCUGGCGGAGGAGCUGCGUCGGGAGCUGCCCCCGGAUCAGGCCCAGUACUGCAUCAAGAGGAUGCCCGCCUACUCGGGCCCAGGCAGUGUGCCUGGCGCCCUGGAUUACGCUGCAUUCUCUUCCGCACUCUACGGGGAGAGCGAUCUGUGAUGCUGAGCUUCUGUAAUCACUGAUCCCAUCAGAAUGCAAUAAAAGCAGAAGUCACAGUUUGUUUCCUGGAAACUUUGACAAGCUUUAUUAAGUUGAGAGAGAGAGGGGAGAAAAAAAGCCUUUUGAAGUUCAGGAAUCGCCAGCAAUAUAACACGGCUAAAAUGAAGUUUCUACAGUAUAUGGCAUAGUGCGCUUCAUAAAUAGGUUUAUUUCUGAGUUUUUAGUGAAAUGUAAUGAAAUUAUCGGGUUGAUUUCUUUGAUUAAACAGAACAAAUUACUUGAGUAAUAGGAAAUUAGGAGGAUCUAGGGACAGAAGGAAAGUGAAAAAUGUGAAAAUACAAAAUACCCAAGAUUUAAGACCGAGGGGAAAAAACCACAAAUUGGUAAAUAAAGGUUUGCUAUUUGUAAAAAAUUUCAUUUAUCUCUAAUAUGCUUAUGUGAUUGCCCCAGGGGAGUAUAUUUGGGAUUCUAAUGUUUUAUUUUCAUGCUCAUCAAAGAUUACUGUUGUGUCUUCAAAUGAAUUUAAUAUUGUGAGAUGGAACUGCCGGGGAUUAAAAAGACUACCCAAAAGAUUUUUGGCACUUACAAUUUUUAAAAUAGAGUUUAUGGUCAUCUCUUCAUUAUUUAGGGCUGGAUGGUCGACUCAGUCAGUGAUUUUUUGAUGCUUCUCUUAUCCUCCAGAAUACAGACCUAAGGAAACAUGGAAGUCAGUUUAAUUGCCAGAGAGAAGGAUGCAGUCGCUAGGUAAAAUGAGGUUUUUAGGAUUAUUUAUUGAUUCCAGGUUCCCAUGCUUUUUGUUAGAGCUUAUUAGUACAGGUUCUCAAGAGAUGACCACAUAAAAGUGCUCUGUUUUUAAAUAAGCAGGUUUCUGUAGUACUGACUGGUUCAUCACAAGGCAAGUCAGAAACCAGUAUCCUUCUAGCUCUCCAGUCAGGACUUCCUUAUGCCUCUAGUUUUAUGACCUGUUAAGGAGAAGCCAGAGUUAUAGUAGGAAAGGACUACUUCUCAGCAGCAGUGGAGGUGCGUUCUUUCUUUUGCGGAAGCUUUACAUGUGUUUUGUGUAGUAGGAAUAACUAGAUGUUUUAGCUAGUGUGCCGUGUGUGUUCACCCCUGGGAUUGGACAGUGUAUCCUAACAAGUCCCAUGUCUGGUUCUGUGUCUAAAGGCCUGCUCCAUGACACAGGAUGCAACAUGCACUCCCGCUAGCACAUCUUGAUCCGUUGAAUGUUCAUUCUUUCUUUGUGCUCAUACUGCUGUAGGCUAUAAUUCCCCCCUCUGUUUUUCCAUCUUGUUGACAGCUUGUAGAGAAUAAAGCAGGAAUUCUUUUUA